GGGGAUUACAAAAUGAAUCACUCACAUCAUCAUCGGAUGCAUUAUUCCCUGCACUUUCGCAAUCAUACUAAUAUUAAUGGAAUACACUCUGGACACGAUAACCUGGAUAAAGGCAAUUACUCUUCAGAUUGCUAUGAGCAACUCUUUGUUUCUCCUGAAGUAUUUGUUAGCCUUGGAAUUAUAAGCUUUCUGGAGAAUAUUUUGGUCAUCGCUGCAAUAUCUAGAAAUACAAACUUGCAUUCGCCUAUGUAUUUCUUCAUCUGUAGCCUGGCAGUGGCUGACAUGCUUGUGAGUGUGUCUAAUAGCUUUGAAACUGUAGUGAUCACACUAAUAAAUACCACUGAUAAGAAGACAGAGCCUCUUUUCGUGAAUCUUGACAACAUCGUCGAUUCAGUGAUUUGCAGCUCUUUGCUUGCAUCUAUUUGUAGUCUCCUAUCUAUUGCAGUGGAUAGAUACUUUACUAUAUUUUACGCGCUGCAAUAUCACAAUAUUAUAACAAUGAGGAGAGCAGUGGUCAUUAUAACUUGCAUCUGGAGUGCUUGCUCGGUUUCUGGGAUUUUGUUUAUCAUUUACUUUGACAGCAAUGUUGUCAUCAUAUGCCUCAUCAGUAUCUUCUUUACUAUGUUGGUCCUGAUGGCUUCCCUUUAUGUACACAUGUUUAUGCUGGCAAGGCUUCAUAUGAAGAGAAUUGCUGUCCUGUCUGGGACAAACUCUCUUAGACAAAGUGCUAAUCUAAAAGCAGCAGUAACAAUCACUAUCCUACUUGGAGUGUUUGUAGUUUGCUGGUCACCAUUCUUCCUGCACCUGAUAUUUUACAUUUCAUGUCCAAGGAAUCCUUAUUGUUUGUGCUUUAUGUCACAUUUUAAUAUAUACCUUGUUCUUAUCAUGUGUAACUCUGUCAUUGAUCCACUAAUUUAUGCUCUACGAAGCCACGAAUUAAGAAAAACCUUAAAGGAAAUGAUUUGCUGUUAUUGUAUGAGUGGAAUUUGUGAAUUUGCAAGCAGGUAUUAAUUGCGCAUUAAUAAACUUCACUGUAGUUUAUUUAUAGAUGAGCUAAUUUAGGCCGUUAUAUCAUCAUCUUCUUCUUUAUGGCUCUACAAGUGGAAUUCAAUUGUGACACUACUGGUUCAGACAUACUUAAACAAAGAAUAAAGGAACCUUGAACAUAGUAGUUCACAUUCUAUGUACAGUGUGAGAACUGAAGAUUUACACUAUAUGGACAAUCUGACUGGGACACCUCGCCAUUACACCAACAGGGACAUUUAUUUCAUUGCAUUCUAAAUACAUAUAU
Molecule: messenger RNA, 1291 nt
Organism: Pelobates fuscus (common spadefoot toad)
Lineage: Eukaryota; Metazoa; Chordata; Amphibia; Anura; Pelobatidae
Gene: MC4R
Product: melanocortin 4 receptor
Exons: 1
Coding region: 13-1011 (332 amino acids)
Biological process (GO): adenylate cyclase-activating G protein-coupled receptor signaling pathway; regulation of metabolic process
Cellular component (GO): cytoplasm; plasma membrane
Molecular function (GO): melanocyte-stimulating hormone receptor activity
Source: RefSeq, a predicted model, not a curated record